Molecule: messenger RNA, 665 nt
Organism: Pisolithus orientalis
Lineage: Eukaryota; Fungi; Basidiomycota; Agaricomycetes; Boletales; Pisolithaceae
Product: CTR copper uptake transporter
Exons: 4
Coding region: 14-574 (186 amino acids)
Biological process (GO): copper ion transmembrane transport; intracellular copper ion homeostasis
Cellular component (GO): plasma membrane
Molecular function (GO): copper ion transmembrane transporter activity
Source: RefSeq, a predicted model, not a curated record
AGUGCUCUCCACGAUGCACAACGCCCACCUCCUCCUCGUCGCCGUCUGCCUGUUGUACCGUGUGCAACCAUGUCUUGCAGACAAUGGGAUGAAUAUGACCAUGGACGGCGCCAUGACACUCGCCGUGGGGAACAUGCUGCCCUACCUCCACUUCACACUCGGGAACACUCUAUGGUUCCUCGGAUGGGUUCCUCAGAGUAGCGGUGCAAUGUUGGGUGCUUGCAUCGGUCUAUUCUUGCUUGCUCUCCUCGAGAGAUGGUUAGCAGCAUGCAAAUCAAUCAUGGAACUACACUGGAACAAAAGUGCGAGUCGCAUGCUGGUCGAUAAGCAGAACGCCUCUCCCGUCCCUAACCGCAAUGCGGCCGAUCACACUUUUAGACGACUGGCGCCUCCUUUUGUAGCCGCGUACGACCUGCCAAGAGGUGUCAUCUAUGCCGCACAAGCGCUCCUCAACUAUCUCUUCAUGCUGACAGUCAUGACGUUCCAGCUAGGUUACAUAUUUUCGCUCGUCAUUGGCUUGGGUGUUGGGGAGAUGCUGUUCGGACGAUACACACUGUCGGCUCACCUCCAUUGAUAUCUUAAUUCAGUAGAUUAGUCCUCGUGCAUGUCUUGUGUAUAAUAGUGGAGUAUACCAUUAACAUUAUUUUACGGGGACGAAACGCAGG